Messenger RNA from Gymnodraco acuticeps, 1986 nucleotides. Its product is annotated as AP-1 complex subunit sigma-2-like. Gene Ontology annotation, cellular component: AP-1 adaptor complex; intracellular membrane-bounded organelle; membrane coat. Gene Ontology annotation, molecular function: clathrin-cargo adaptor activity. The coding region runs from base 37 to 546 and encodes 169 amino acids. The record is from RefSeq and is a predicted model, not a curated record. Gene Ontology annotation, biological process: vesicle-mediated transport; intracellular protein transport. The transcript is spliced from 6 exons. NCBI's taxonomy places the organism in Eukaryota, Metazoa, Chordata, Actinopteri, Perciformes, Bathydraconidae.
CUCACACACACUCACACACACACUGUGCCGUAGAAGAUGCAGUUCAUGCUGCUGUUCAGCCGGCAGGGGAAGCUGAGGCUGCAGAAGUGGUACGUUCCUCUGUGUGAGAAGGAGAAGAAGAAGAUCACCCGCGAGCUGGUGCAGACGGUGCUGGCCCGGAAACCCAAGAUGUGCAGCUUCCUGGAGUGGAGGGACCUGAAGGUUGUCUACAAGAGGUAUGCCAGUCUGUACUUCUGCUGUGCAAUCGAGCCUCAGGACAACGAGCUCAUCACGCUGGAGAUCAUCCACAGAUACGUGGAGCUGCUGGACAAAUACUUCGGCAGUGUUUGUGAGCUGGACAUUAUUUUUAACUUCGAGAAGGCUUACUUCAUCCUGGACGAGUUCCUGCUGGGCGGGGAAGCUCAGGAGACGUCCAAGAAGAACGUCCUGAAGGCCAUCGAGCAGGCAGACCUGCUGCAGGAGAACAUAGACUUUCAGAUGCGCCUGUUUGCAGGUGUGAUGGUCCCAAAUCUGGUCUCUGAGUCCUCUGGGCUUUUCCAGAACUAGGCCUGCGGAGGUGAAUACUGUGUGUUUGUGACGUAGGCCUGUAGUCAGACUAGUCAACUGUGAAUGGACAGCCCAUAAUAUAUGUUGUGUUGGAGACAGCGUGUGUAUCAGUGUGUGUUUGGAUCCCCUGUGUAACAUUUAUUAAGCUCCUACUCAACCAGAUGUUCUUAUCUUUCCUGUUCGUAUAGAUCUGCCAUUCGGAGAGGAGACACUUCAAUAAGCAGUGAAACAAAAAAGUGGGGGGUGGAUAUAACCAUGUCAUGUUGUACCAGGUGGAUGUAACCACGUCAUGUUGUACCAGGUGGAUGUAACCACGUCAUGUUGUACCAGGUGGAUGUUACCAGGUGGAGGUAACCACGUCAUGUUGUACCAGGUGGAUGUAACCACGUCAUGUUGUACCAUGUGGAUGUUACCAGGUGGAUGUAACCACGUCAUGUUGUACCAGGUGGAUGUAACCAUGUCAUGUUGUACCAGAUGGAUGUAACCACGUCAUGUUGUACCAUGUGGAUGUAACCACGUCAUGUUGUACCAGGUGGAUGUAACCACGUCAUGUUGUACAAGGUGGAUGUAACCACGUCAUGUUGUACCAGGUGGAUGUAACCACGUCAUGUUGCACCAGGUGGAUGUUACUAGGUGGAUGUAACCACGUCAUGUUGUACCAGGUGGAUGUAACCACGUCAUGUUGCACCAGGUGGAUGUAACCACGUCAUGUUGUACCAUGUGGAUGUUAACAGGUGGAUGUAACCACGUCAUGUUGCACCAGGUGGAUGUAACCACGUCAUGUUGUACCAUGUGGAUGUUAACAGGUGGAUGUAAGCACGUCAUGUUGCACCAGGUGGAUGUAACCACGUCAUGUUGUACCAGGUGGAUGUAACCACGUCAUGUUGCACCAGGUGGAUGUAACCACGUCAUGUUGUACCAUGUGGAUGUUACCAGGUGGAUGUAACCAGGUCAUGUUGUACCAGGUGGAUGUAACCACGUCAUGUUGUACCAGGUGGAUGUAACUACGUCAUGUUGCACCAGGUGGAUGUAACCACGUCAUGUUUACCAGGUGGAUGUAACCACGUCAUGUUGCACCAGGUGGAUGUAACCAGGUCAUGUUGCACCAGGUGGAUGUAACCAUGUCAUGUUGUACCAUGUGGAUGUUACCAGGUGGAUGUAACCAGGUCAUGUUGUACCAGGUGGAUGUAACCACGUCAUGUUGUACCAGGUGGAUGUAACUACGUCAUGUUGCACCAGGUGGAUGUAAGCACGUCAUGUUGCACCAGGUGGAUGUAACCACGUCAUGUUGUACCAUGUGGAUGUUAACAGGUGGAUGUAAGCACGUCAUGUUGCACCAGGUGGAUGUAACCACGUCAUGUUGUACCAGGUGGAUGUAACCACGUCAUGUUGUACUAGGUGGAUGUAACCACGUCAUGUUGCACCAGGUGGAUGUUACCA